GCGCCGCGGCCGUUGGGGAACUCGGGGCGCAGAAUGGCGGAGCGGCCUUCUCCGGGCAAGUCCGCCGACCAGGCCUGCGCCUUCCUCUUCAGAAAGCCGGCGCGCAGAGGGGCGGCGGGCCGGCGCCCGCGGGGCCGCGACCCGGAGCCGGGGGACGGCAGCGGCGACGAGGGCAGCGCCGUGGUGCGCCCGCAGAAGAGGCGGCCGAGCCGCGACCCCAUGAUCCAGGGGAGCCGGGGGCGGCGGGGGGCGGCGGGCGGCGGGGCGGGCAGCGACGGGGAGCCCGAGGGCCCGGCCGUGGCCUACAGGUCCACGCGCUCGGCCAAGCCGGCGGGCCCGGAGGACAUGGGGGCGACCGCCGCGUACCAGCUCGACGCAGAGAGGCGCAACGCGCAGGCCGUCGUGGGGCGCAGCCGGAGGCCCCAGGCGCAGCGCGGGGACCGGGACGACGACGACGGGCUCUAUCGCGGUGUCAGUGGUUCCCAGGAGUACGAGACGCCCAAGUCCGCGUGGCCGGGCCGGGCCGCGGCGGGGAGGGCGAGGAAGGGCCCGCUCCGAGCCCCCGAGCACCUGCGCGCCACCGUGCGCUGGGACUACCAGCCCGACGUCUGCAAGGACUACAAGGAGACCGGCUUCUGCGGCUUCGGGGACAGCUGCAAAUUCCUCCACGACCGCUCCGAUUACAAGCACGGGUGGCAGAUCGAACGUGAGGUCCAUGAGGGCCGCUAUGGCGCCUGCGACGGGGAGAACUAUGAAGUGGGAAGUGACGAGGAGGAGAAGGCGUUCAGGUGUGCCAGCUGUCACCAGGCCGCGCAGCGCCCCGCCGUCGCCAAGGGCAGGCAGAGGUGCUGCCAGAGCUGUGCCAGGCGGCGCUUCCGUGGCACCCCACGCUCCUGUCUGUGACCAACCACCCUUGUUUGUUACUGUUACGAGCUUCUUACUGGAACCUCUGGCCUGUUCUGUGGAUAUUAUAGUGCCAUCUGCAAGCAGUGGUAGUUUUGCUGUUUUCUUUCCAAUCCGGGUAACUUUUCUGUCCUUUUUUGUCUAAUUGCGCUGGCGAGGCCUUCCAAGACUGUGUUGACAACUGGUGGUGAGAAGAGACAUCCUUGUCUUGGUCCUGAUCAUAGAGGAGAAGUGUCAUGUGGAGUUGUCCGUUGUCAAGGGGAGUGUGAUUGGCUGCGUGUUUGUCAUAUGUGCCCUGUGUUAUGUUGAGGUAUAUUCCUUCUAUAACCGUUUUCCUGGAGGGGUUUAUCAAUAAGAUGACAAGGGCGUUGAAUCUUGGCAAGUGCUUUUCCUGCAUGUAAUGAGGUGAUUCUAUGAUGUUUUGUGUUCCUUUUGUUGAUGUGCUGGAUCACGUUUUUGAUUCAAGUAUAUUGAACCAUUCUUGGGACUUGAAAUAACGCCCUCCCCACCUCGGCUCUUGUUCUCAUUUUGGUGCAACUAUGAUCGAAUCUCAAAAUUGCUGUUUUUCCUCCUAUUUUUGAUCCCAAUGUUCAUUUUUUCCCUAGUUUUUAAGAUUUUUCUUGACAUCUUUCAUACCGUCUAUUUUUUUUUGUUAUGUCAUUUUUAUUUUACUUUCCAGGAGGCACUUUCUUAGUCUCUGAAUGCUGUAUUUUAAAGUACUCUCGUGAACAAUUUCUAUCUCUUCUGACAAUAACAUUCAAUAAGGAUACUAGGAAUCUUUGUAUACAUGCCAGCUAUUAAGUUUGGGGGGGACACAUCUUGCAAUUUGAGGACAUCAGAACCAGAAGGGAUGUUCAGUUCCUAUUUCUUCAUCAGUUGAAUUGCUGCUGGGAAGUUGAAGAGCGUCCAGGAAAAUCUCAAUCAGAUGUAUCAUCUUAAGCAAGACACUUGCUUUCCUCAUCUCUGAACAAGAGUCUGCAAAGGACGGCAUCCAUCUCAAAGGGGUGAUGUGUGUGUACAUUGCAAAACAGUCACUGCACAAGGCAGAUGCUCAGCACAUGUCAAAAAUUAUCGUUCCUGCAUUUACUAAUGGGCUUUGUAUUGGGAGGAUUAUUUCCUCAGGAAAACAUCAAUUGGUGUUGGAGGACAGUUAUGGUUUCUAAACUUCAAGAAAAGUGUUUUAGUAAAAGGGAGGAAAUCAACAUUAACUUUGUCAAGAGACCUCUGUAUCUCCAUCAACAACUUCUUGUUCAUUGCCAAAUUUAAAGUACAUGAAACCCUCAAGACCUGAUAACAAUGAAGAAUAUUCACCGACUUCUUCCCAAGGUUCCUUUUAAUCAUGGCCUCAACAUUUGGGUGUUUGAACUACUGUGUGCUUUUGUGGUUACACAUAAUCUCUCAUUCUCAAUCUGGGAUAAGUGGGGAAAACAUAUAAAUUAGAACACUGGUUACAACCAUUGUCCUUUCAUGCUCUGGUUUUAAUAGUGAGACUCUAUCAUUCUUGAGAAACAUUUUGUAAACUGAAUAUUGUUUCAAAAUCCAAUUUAUACUUCUCAUGGAACUUUCUGGGGCAUGCAGUAUUCAGUAGGAAACAUCUGUCUUUGGGGUUUUCAUCACUGAGAGGCAAUUUACUACACGGCAUGGCACGCCUGGGUGUCCACAGAUAACCCCCAACAGGUGCUGGCUUGUGCUCACGUGUCCGCAGUGACAGCCACUCUGAAUGCACGUGCUCACAGGCAGAGGACAAAGGAAAAAGGGUGCAACUGGAAGAGUCUGAGGUUCCAUGCAGUGUCUGUUAGUGAGAAGAGGCUUGCCUGUUACAGGACCAGCCUUCAGUGCUCCUGCCAAGUUGUAACGCUGGGUGCUCUUACGAACAGUGAGCUCGCAUCCUUUGUGGAAAGUCUACUUUGGGGAAAUUCUACUUCAUCAGAAUGAAUUUCCCUCUGGCAUCUGGCAUCUUCAUGGAAGCCCUCUACGAGGAGAGCGAUGAGAGUCAACCCUCUAGGGAGUGUUAUUUUAGGAAGGGUGGUCAGGUAGGACCUGCGAGAGGAGAGAGACAAGCAGAAUCUGAGAUGAAGUGAGAGAGGAACAUUCAAGUGUGGGGUGGGGGUGUGGGGGGGAGAGGAACAGCUUUCCAAGCAGAGGAAACAGUCAGUACAAAGUUCUCAAGUCAGGAGCAGCCCUGGUUUGUUAAAGGACCAGGGACAGGGACUGUGUUAAGCACGUGUCCAGGGGCAAAUUGAAAGAGCGAAGCCUUGCCCAUGUUCAAGCUCUACACCAACUUAAGAAACAACCACACCAAGGAAAGUAGGUUAUACCUUCUGUUAAAAACCCCAGAGCCUCUGUCUCUGUUUUUAAAUGACUACUCACAUCUGUGUGGGAAAGGUUGGAAGGUUGGUCAACUUGGUGUCUAUCCACCCAUUGAGAGUUUUUCAUGUUCUACUUUCCGUCUUUCUAUCAUCCAUCAAGAGGAGUCCAGGUGCUUCGUGUGCCCACAAAUGCUUGCUGGUGCGCUUCCUAGAAACGUGGUCUUGUAAAACUUGAAACCACUUGCAUCCUAUCCUGCAUCCCUGCGCAGGAAAACUGAAGGAAACUAACCUGAAACUCAGAAAGAGUACUGACUUGCAGCACCAUGCCAAAGAGGAACUGAAGAUUCUAGAAUAGUGGGAUUAACGGGUUAGAUUUAAAUCUCCCUAGGUUCCAAUUCUAGCUCUAAUAAUCAUUAAAAUUGUAUCACAGCUUUAAACAAGGCAUUAUACCCCUCCAAACCUCAUCUAGAAAAGAAGGACAAUAGCACCUACUCCGAGUUUUAUGAGGGUUUAAUCAGGGCAUGUAUACAAAGGGUCUGAUUCAUAAUAGAAUGUGGAAAACGGAUUUUUAUUACAUUGAUCACAUGAUGAAAUCACU
Molecule: messenger RNA, 3810 nt
Organism: Talpa occidentalis (Iberian mole)
Lineage: Eukaryota; Metazoa; Chordata; Mammalia; Eulipotyphla; Talpidae
Product: E3 ubiquitin-protein ligase RNF113A-like
Biological process (GO): snoRNA splicing
Cellular component (GO): U2-type spliceosomal complex
Molecular function (GO): metal ion binding
Source: RefSeq, a predicted model, not a curated record